UCCAGUGUUGCUAAAUACUGAAAAAAAAAACGCACAGCUGAUCACAGGCAAGGCUCCGAUUGGUGCUCAGACUUCACUGUGCUGCAGUGCAUCUGGCAUUUUUGUUCCACUGUGCGCUGCACGUUACGGACUUGCGGCAUGGCAGAGAACCGCAGACGUUUUCGCAACAAAAAACGCGAAGAUGGACGUCAGGGUCCUUCAACGUCAACACCCGUGACAAUUGCACGUCGCGAAGACCUACGCACGCCCCUAGUCCAGACAAAGAUAUUGUUAAAAAAAGAGGGCGACUCGAAUCCGGGAAGUGGCAGCAGUGGUAGCAACAACGAUCUUCCCACAUCCAUCAGAACAAUCAUCAUCAAUCGCAGCGAUGCAGCGCCCCACGGCUGCAAUCCAGCUCCACCCAAUCUCAUUUCCGCGUUAAACAGCUCAACAGCGGCCAAAGAGAAAACAAAUGGCACAUCGAAUCCCAAUCAGGACUCACAAUUACCAACUCGAAUGACAAGAUCGACGUCUCUGUUCGUAGCAAACGGCGUCUUCAACGCCAAUGCACGCAAACUCUUCCACAGAAGCAAUACGGAUUUCGCUGUCAUCGGCGUGAUGGGCGCCCAGGGUGUUGGAAAAUCCACGCUGCUCAAUCUUCUAGCCAAUGAACGUGCCAGUGACUACGAUUACUAUCAGCAUCUGAUUGCUCCAGAGGCAGACGAGUGCAUAUUUUCCAUAAAACAUUGCUCCAAGCACCAAAACCAAUCGCAGGUGCAUCAACACCAGCACCAGCAUCAGCACCAGCACCAGCACCAGCACCAGCAUCACCAUCACCACCAGCAGCAGCAGCAACAGCAGCAGCAACUGCAGCAGCAGUUGAAUGGCACCAAGCAGGUGCUGCAUCCGCGUACUGAAACUCUACAGUUCUUUAUUACUCGGGAACGUUUUGUGCUGCUGGAUGCGGCGCCGAUGCUGGCCGGCAGCACGGCCAAGGAGGCAGACUAUUUGGAUCUGCAAACGCUGUCCACUAUGAUGCAAUUGCUCAGCGUUUGCCAUGUCUUGUUGCUGGCACUGGAUGAUCUGAACCUGGAGCAAGUGCGUCUAUUGCAUGCCGCUCUGCGGCUGCGUCCACGUGCGCCCUGCAAGGGCUACGUGCGCAACUACUUGCCCCAGUUGAUAUUUGUCCGCACACGCGCCAAGCGUCAGGAUUAUGAACCAGCUCGUCGCGAUCAGCUGGACAAACAGUUGGCGCUGCUUUUCGAGAGCACCGGCCUGCCCAUCUAUCGAGGGCGCGGCGAGGCGCGUGUCCUUAACAGUUUAUUGCUCCCAGAGCUGUGUGGCAAUGCAGCCGCUGCUCAUCAUGCGAGUGCGUCGGAGCUAGUGCGUCAAUUCCGUGAGCGCGUUUUCAGCACGGUUCGUAUAUCCAUGUGCAACAGCAACGACUUCACCGAAGUCCUUUGGUUCGAACUGCUGGCCGAGACGGCCAAGAUCUGUGCCACGGACAGCCAACACUUCGAGCAGCUCUUCGCGGAGAUCAAACUGCGGCACCUCGAGCUGCGACCCAAAUGGCGACCCGACUCCAAUUGGCGCAACGAAUCCGCCUGAACUGCAAUCUGCACAUGCAUCAGAGCAGCAUAGAGUGACAGGGACAGAGACAGAUGGAGCUGCAUAAAUAUACUACUAUUAGACCUAUAGAUAUAUCGCUUGUAUAUACUCGCACAUACUUAUAUUACAUAUGUAUCGAUAACUAUCGAUUUACAUAUGCAUAAAGACGACUUAGAUAUAUUCGGCCUAUGGCUGCAAUUUCGGGGCUGGCGUUGGGGCUCUCUGUCGCGGAGAUAUUAUAAUUUAGUUAUAUAAUAUGGGGACUGACAUAUAUUUGUCAUGGCUCUUAUCUAUCGGGCAUUUAUGAAGCGGAUCUUGUGUUCAUCAGUUGUCAAUCGAUA
Drosophila hydei is the source of this 1928-nucleotide messenger RNA. RefSeq names its product protein SMG9. Gene Ontology annotation, molecular function: ATP hydrolysis activity. Gene Ontology annotation, biological process: nuclear-transcribed mRNA catabolic process, nonsense-mediated decay. The transcript is spliced from 2 exons. Lineage: Eukaryota; Metazoa; Arthropoda; Insecta; Diptera; Drosophilidae. Bases 139 to 1587 code for a protein of 482 amino acids. The record is from RefSeq and is a predicted model, not a curated record.